Messenger RNA from Scatophagus argus, 7821 nucleotides. It is a transcript of the gene pde4ba, whose product is annotated as phosphodiesterase 4B, cAMP-specific a. NCBI's taxonomy places the organism in Eukaryota, Metazoa, Chordata, Actinopteri, Scatophagidae. Gene Ontology annotation, cellular component: perinuclear region of cytoplasm; cytosol; nucleus. Bases 2902 to 4488 code for a protein of 528 amino acids. The transcript is spliced from 9 exons. The record is from RefSeq and is a predicted model, not a curated record. Gene Ontology annotation, biological process: signal transduction. Gene Ontology annotation, molecular function: 3',5'-cyclic-AMP phosphodiesterase activity; transmembrane transporter binding.
AAUAAUAAUUUUUGAUUUUUAAAAGUGUAGCUUUACUUCUUUGUUUUUCAAAACUUUAGCACCAUCAUCAGUGUAUAUUGAGACUGGUUAAAAGACUUACUAAUAUUUGUUUGCAUGUUUUUAUGUUUUGAUAGAAAAAGAUUUAAGCAGCGUUAGCUCUAAGUUUCAGUCACUGCAGGUCUAAUGGGUCAGCGCCCUCCAAGGCACUCAGCCGACUGCAAACUGAGCAUAGUGCACCCACUAGUGGCCCAAAGGCACAACUUCAUGAACCACCGCAGGUGAAAAUAGCUCAUGAUUUAAAGCAAAGAAUUUCACGCCUUACCUAAGAAAAAAUAAUCUACCACAGGAGAUUAAAAAUGUGUCACAGAGAAAGGGAAAAUAGGAGAAACGCUCGAGGAUGCGAUGAAGCGAAUGGAUAAAAUGAUGAGAAUAAGGAUGUACAGUUAUGUGGGUGUGUGAGAACGAGAUGCCCACAGAUCUCUGAGACGCUAAUCUCCCUAUAGUGUCAUGGUGCCAGUAGGAGGCAAAGAGGCUUCCCUUCUGCCCCAGAAUGAACAAUGAAAUCGACAUACACUCGCAAUAGCACACUCAUACAGAAACGUACGGUGAUGAGUGUGUAAUAAAACAUGCGUGUGACAUGUCAGCAUCAACUGUGCUUAACUGCAGAUAACUGCAGUUGUGCGUGUGUGUGUGUGUGUGUGUGUGCACACUGAGGCAUUUCUUUCAGCCUCUGGGGAAGCACAGCUCUUCAACACAUUGCGGAGAGACAUCCCCCGCUGUUAUUUCUGGUUUCUUUAUAUAUUAUGCAGUAAGCUAUUAUAUAAAGAGCUGCCUCCUCUCUCUUUUUUUAUUUAUUUCUCUUUUGCAUCCCACCUCCCAGCUUCUGGUUCUUUCCCUCAGUGAGAGAAUAAUCUGGAAUCCUCUCGGGGAAGCUUUGAUCUCCCCCUCAUCCUUCCAAACUCUCUCACACACACACAGAUCUGACUGAGAGGUUCUCUGGGAAUGUCUGUGUACAGUUUCCCAUGGAUUGACUCUAAAGUGACAAGAACUAUGAGAUAUUUUCUCAUUAGCGAAGGCGUCCAUCCUCCAGGGUUCCACAAAUACAAUUUGUGACUAUACUGACAAAAUCACAAGCGCCCCUUGAAACUGGCCACUGGUACUGAUGUAACGGUGUAUUCCAGUCAGGUGGCCCUCGCCUUGUACACUGCAGCGUUAUCAACACCUUCUCCAAGGACAGCCCAUUGAUUCUGCCAGCGAGUCCGACAGACAGAGAGAUUGAUGACUGUGUUGGCAAGUGGCAGUCUGGAGAGAAAUUGACAUGUAAGUGGCGGAGAGUGAGGGAGAGACGGAGGGGAAGGAGGGCAAGCGAUUUUCAGUCUGUGCAUUGGUGGAUGCAAGCGCAGGCGAUGUGUGUGGUGUGUCCUCGUGACAGCUCAGCAGCUACGCCACAUGUCUGCCUGGGAAGGAAAGGGGGAAGCCUCUCCUCUUCUCUCCUCCUCUCCUCUCCUCUCCUCUCCUUUCCUCCUUUCAAAACGGCCUCGCACUGGCCGACUGAUGCUGUUGCCAUGGCGUUGGGGUGUUCUGGUAAUUGGCGUACACACUGUAUGUAGAAAACUGUGGGCUGUUGUCACCUAAAUUGGGGAAGGAUGCAAUUAUCUCCCAUAUCUCCUUUUUUUUUCGCCUCUCUGACCAUCUCCCCCACUCUCAUGUUGUCUCUCAGUUGCUAAAAAUAGCCUUUCACAGACACGCUGACAGCAUCUAAUAUUGGAAUUGUGGUGCGGAUAAUGAACAGGCUUGUGAGUUCUCCACAAUGGCUGCCGCACUCGGGGAUGUCAGGAGACAAGAGGAGACUCAAAAGGGGGAGAGGGAGAGGAGCGGAUGAUAAUAGAGAUAAUGGCAAUAAAAAUUACAGUCGCUGUACAUUCACAUUCCUCAUAAUGAACCACAUCGCCUUAUUCCACCCUUAUUGUUUUACUGUAGAGGGGAGGCAUCGUUGUACGGCUCAAUGACAUUCCUUCACAAUGGCUGACUUCAUUAUAAAAAAAAAAAGACUAUCUGAGUUACAGAAGGCUGGGAAUUAAAGGGUUUAUCUGCAGCAGUUGCACAGUUGGAUAAAAAGAAGAGAGGAAAAGUCUGGAAUUCAAGUCUGGAUAUCAUAAAUCAAUCACUUCUGAACCUCAUGUAUACACCAAUGCCAAGCUGUAAUUAGGGCCCCCCCCUUCUCCCCACUUUCUGUCAAAUCAUGUGUUCUGAAUAGAGCGUGUUGCUGGGGCUGGCAGACUACAGAAGGGGGAAAAGAGACAGAAGAGGGAGGGAGAAAACAGAGAGAGAGAGGGAGAGAGAGAGGCAGGGUAGGAGGGAGAGUGAGCACUACAGCAGUGAGAGCAGUGAAGCAAGACAAAUCCAGUGGAGGAACCCCCCCUCUAGUCAGAUGAACAUCACUGCCCUCCCUCCUCCUCCUUCUCCUCCUCCUGCCUAUCUCCAUCGCUGUUUUUCCCCCUCCUCCUCCUCCUCCUCCUCCUCUCUUCUUCUCCAUUAUUCAUCAGUGCGCUCAGAGUCCCCAGCACACGGCUCCAGCUGCUGCUGCUCCAGCCGAUCCACCGAGCCUGCUGGAUCUCCUCCUCAGAUAGCCUGGCUACAGCACCUACUUUCUCCUCUAUCCAUCCAUCCACCCAUCCCCAGGCAUGGAGGCUCAGAGCUGGCACUUUUCUGCUGCUGAGAGGGAGAGUGAGCCAUCAUCAAGCUGCUCUCUUAGCUGCUGGGAAGAGAAACACUAGAGGAGAGAAGGGAGGAUUUUUAUGUCCUUUUUGGCGCUGAAGGAAUCCUGUUUGUCUGCCUCUAUAUUUUUUCGAUUGGAUUACAGUUCUGGCUUUGUGUAGGAACGAAAAAACGGGGUCCAAAAUGCCUGAAGCCAAUUACCUGCUGUCUGUGUCUUGGGGUUACAUUAAGUUCAAGAGAAUGUUGAAUCGGGAGUUGACGCACCUAUCUGAGAUGAGUCGGUCUGGGAAUCAGGUUUCCGAAUUCAUCUCCAACACCUUCCUCGACAAACAGAAUGAGGUGGAGAUCCCAUCGCCGACGUCCAAGACUCGAGAGAAGAAGAAGCAGCAGAAGCAGCAGCUGAUGACACAGAUCAGCGGGGUCAAGAAGGUCUCCCACGGGCCCUCGCUCUCCAGCAGCAGCAUCUCGCGUUUCGGCGUCAAGACCGAUAAGGAGGAGCUGCUGUCCAAGGAGCUGGAGGACCUUAACAAGUGGGGCCUGAACAUUUUCUCUGUUUCGGAGUACUCCCACAACCGGCCUCUUACGUGCAUCAUGUACGCCAUCUUCCAGGAGCGAGACCUGUUAAAGACAUUUAAAAUUCCUGCGGAUACGUUUGUAGCCUACAUGAUGACAUUGGAAGAUCACUACCAUUCAGAUGUGGCGUACCAUAACAGCCUGCAUGCCGCCGAUGUGGCCCAAUCCACACAUAUCCUCCUAUCCACUCCAGCCCUGGAUGCGGUCUUCACAGAUCUCGAGAUCCUAGCAGCCAUCUUUGCGGCAGCUAUCCAUGAUGUAGACCAUCCUGGAGUGUCAAACCAAUUCCUAAUCAAUACCAAUUCUGAGCUGGCGCUGAUGUACAAUGAUGAGUCUGUGCUAGAGAACCAUCACUUGGCUGUGGGAUUCAAGCUACUGCAGGAGGACAACUGUGACAUCUUCCAGAACCUCACAAAGAAGCAGCGACAGUCCCUGCGAAAGAUGGUCAUUGACAUGGUUUUGGCCACUGACAUGUCCAAACACAUGAGUCUGCUGGCUGAUCUGAAGACCAUGGUGGAGACUAAGAAGGUGACAAGCUCUGGAGUGCUGCUGCUGGACAAUUACACCGACAGGAUACAAGUGCUGCGUAACAUGGUGCACUGUGCUGACCUGAGCAACCCCACUAAGUCCCUGGAGCUGUAUCGUCAGUGGACUGAUCGGAUAAUGGAGGAGUUCUUCCAUCAGGGAGACAGAGAGAGGGAGAGGGGGAUGGAGAUCAGCCCUAUGUGUGACAAACACACAGCAUCAGUGGAAAAGAGCCAGGUGGGUUUUAUUGACUACAUUGUGCACCCUUUGUGGGAGACCUGGGCCGAUCUGGUCCACCCUGACGCCCAGGACAUUCUGGACACGUUAGAGGACAACAGGAACUGGUACCAGAGCAUGAUCCCCCAGAGUCCCUCCCCGCCCUUCUAUGACCAGGGCACACAUGGACACAGUGGAGGCACUGGGGGGCAGGGAGGCGGGGAGAAAUUUCAGUUUGAGCUGACCUUGGAGGAAGAGGACUUGGAUGGAAUAGAGAAAGAUGGUGAAGAGGAGGAAGAAGAGGAAGAAUUAGAAGAAGAGGAGGAUAGUCUAGGCGAUUCCCGUUCUCCUCCCCUGGACUAUUUGGACGUUCAGGAGCAGGAAGAGGGCAGCAUGAUGGAGCCCACGACGGCAAUAGAGAUUGUGACACACGAGGCGUCACCCACAGACACAUAGGGCUUCCAUCAUCAGGCUCACAUGGUGAUUUGAAAUUUUUUUGGAAAAGAGGGGAGAUCCUCUUGCAGCUGUGCUUUUUGAUAAGCCCACAGAAGCAAGGGCUUAGUUUCGUCCCGCACAGGGUCUUGCACUUGGGUGUUUGAAGCCAGACACGGACGGACAGUUUCAGUGAAGCGGCUUCAGAGUUCUCAGGAAAUAAUUACUGCGAACAUUUUAGUCUUGACAGUCGAGGGAGACGGAGCGGAUCUUGAAGGAUUUCGGCCAGUUUGGGAAAUGUUAUCUUUUCUUUUCUGGACUGGCAUUAAAUGGACAUUGACACUACUGAGAGAAGUUUUGUACCUUAAGACUUUUUUUUACAGAUAUGAUAUGAUCUAGAAGUAGCAUAGUAUAGAGUAAGAUCUACUGAUGGAGACACAUUUGUAUAGCAAGAGAAAGUGUUUACUUUUUUCCUGUACCAUUUGUCAAAGGACUUUUGUGUGCCUUUUUUACUAUUGUCUUUAUAAUAGUUUUUUAUUUAUUGAACACUCUAGUAUGUCUGUGAAAUGUUUUUUUUUUCUUAUCUGAGAGCAAAAUCUUUUUUGUAUGUUAAAAAGAGAACAGUCUUCCAUGUAUUGGGCAAUAGAGAAAUCCAAACAAAUGUCAACAAACAACUCUUGGACAAACUCAUCUACAUAGGGAAACAUUAACACCCGCUUCUCAUGCACACUUUGUCAUGUCUGUUUUUCUCAAUCCGAGCACAAUGUUUUUCUUUACGCGUGCAAUUCAGACGUUUCUAUUCACUGAUGGUUAAUGUUACAUGUUAGAUGUGUUUGUUGCUUUCUCGGUCAGUCAGUGAAUGUCACAGUCACACUGAAAAACAACACUUCUUUUCAUUCUCCAUCUCUUUCUCUUUUUCUUUGUUACGGUCUGCAGACCAUUUAGGGCUUCCUACAUUUUCACACCAAAACUUGACUUUUUAAUGCAAAAUGCAACCAUACGGCCAAGUAUUCCUGCAAAAUCUCCAGUAAAAGUAUUGGGAUAUUUUAUUUAUAUGAUUUUGUCUUCAUUUUCGCAUCCAGUUGUUGUUGUGUUGGUGUGAUAAUUACCAGAUAAUGUCAGCAGAAAUGCAAGCAGGUCCAAGAACACUCAUAAAAACAGUGUUUAGAUCUGUGAUAAAAUCAGAAACUAAGUCUGCCCAUGACAAAAUGCACAAGAUCAGUGAAGCUAUUUAGCCCACAGAUAUGCUGCAGUCUUCAUAAUCCUGUAAAUUGGAACGGGUACUGACCCCAGACCCGUCUGAUGUAAUGCACCCCUUCCUCUCUGCAAUCAGGCCCAGACCAGAUGAUUAAAGGUGCUCUUACAGCUGCCUGUCUGAAAGGCGCUCUCAUACCCUCAUCAGUGCCACUAUUCAGAUGGUUUACAAACCCCUCUGGGCUCCACAGACACGACCCCAAAACAAUCAGGCCGGCUAUUUCUUCCUCACGAUAAAAAUCCCUCAAGUGCAGCGUCUGCUCAUUGACGUCAGACUGACCCCCCCCACCCCACCCCCUCUCCCUCCACUGUAUCAGGUUUCCAGGACAGUUGGGUUAUUAGGAUUUGGCACAGAUGGAACUGCGGCAUUCAGCACUGCAGACUGUAACCUUUUGAAAAAAGAGGAAUAAUUAGAUGCUGUAUGUUUAAAACAAAUAAAAAAAUACCUCUUUUUUCCCUUCAUUAAUGCAUUGAGAAAACCCGCUUUGAAAAUGGUUUGCAGACUUCACAUUUCUGCUCCUGUGGCUUCCACGACUAAUUUUAAUGGAUGUUCUCGUUGUAUCUGUAAUCAAAAAUCUCCACUUUUAUAUUGGUUUACUGAUACACUCAAAAGGUACUUCAUAUACUUCCACUCCAGUAGGCUUAAGUGGCAAUUGUCUGUGUGCCGUAUAUACGUAUGAAAGGUUUUGUAUGUGUGUGUGUGUGUGUGUACAUUUGGAUGACGUGACUUUGUCAUCAGGCCUUACCCCCAUCACUCCAUACCUUUGUCUCUACUGUUUGUUGCUAGGAGCUCAAGUUGGUCCUUUUUGCUGUUUAUAACAGUGUGUAUUUAUUCUAUACUUUUAGCUUGUAAAUAAGAAAUACUGGUUCAGUGUAAAAUCUAUUUUAAUUUAUAUGCACUUGCAUUACCUGGAAGUGGUGGUGUCCAAUGUGUAGAAGACUCUGGAUUAGAGUCUUUUUAUAUAUGUAUUAUAUAUUGUUUUUAUAUAUAUAUAUAAAUAUAUCUAAGUAUAUAUUCGCACAAUGUUUUGAGUGCCCAGCAGAGAAGCAGCUAAAGAGACACAUUGUUGUUGUCACAUGAGAACCUUGUAAUUCUGUUGUUCUUUUUACAGAAAAUUGUCUCUUAAUGUAAAAUCACCGACAAGAAAAUGAAAAACUUUUCAGCUUAUUAUGCAUAAAUAUUAAACCAAAAAUGUGCUCACUUUGGAAUCACUUUUAAAUCUUAAUUAAGGUCAUGAUAUUAUUGAAAUGUUAAGUCUGUUUAAUUUCAGCUUAGUUAGGUUACAUUUCUUAAAAUAAUAGCCCAAAUUUUAGAGGACUUUAAAUAUCCUCCUUUUUUUGUUUUUUUAGAUUUUUUUGAUGAAAAACAAUUUUGAAGUUGCAAGAUUUUCAUUUGACAGCAACAAUUUGGUAACCCAGAGGCGACAUAGAGGACAUGUUAAACUGCAUUGGCUUGGAUAUAGGAUACAAAACAAGCUAAGGAACACAGAAGCUUAGUCAAUGCUCGGUAUCAAAGUACACAGAUAGUUUAUUUUCUCUCAGCAGCUUGUCACAACCUAAGCUUCUCCACCCAGCAUUUGAAUGCAGAUUGCUGAUAUAUGAGGCCAGAUACUGGUUCGACUGAAAAACACAAAGCGAUUGUCUCCUUUUACACUUAACGCACUUCAUGUAAAAGUAGAUAACACGGGGACAGUGUUGGUAGCAUGCUACAAUGCGCCCCGCACUGACGUGAAUCGUUCUGAGUUAACAACAAAACAUGAUCUUAUGUAACUGAUUGUGCUAAUGUGUGAACUGUCUGACCAAACUUGUUAGCAGUUUUGAAAUUCAAAUUUGUCAGUAUUAACAUUGUUUAUCUAUGUUCAAGCUUUUUUUGGUCCUAGUUGUGUCCAAAUGGUUAGCCAGAUUUAGCACUAUCUGCAUGAGAGAUGAUUUUUUUUUUUUUUUUUUUAAUUGUCAAUAAUAUGUUCAAGUCCACCAGUUGUUGAAGGUGGGUUAUUAAAUGUUUCACACAAUGUAUGGUAUUAGGCUAUAUUGUAUAUUGUGUUCAAAGAUGAAUCUGAAAUACUUUUUCUAUUAAGUGAUUAAAAGCAAAGCAUGAAUAUA